GGCGGGGCCGGGCCUGCGGAGGCCGGGCGUGCGCCUGAGGGGUUGGGUCUGAGGGAGGCCGCGCCUGCGGAAGGCCGCGCCGCCAUGCCGAAGGUGGUGUCCCGCUCCGUCGUGUGCUCCGACACCCGCGACCGGGAGGAGUACGACGAUGGGGAGAAGCCGCUUCACGUGUACUACUGCCUGUGCGGGCAGAUGGUGCUGGUGCUGGACUGCCAGCUGGAGAAGCUGCCGAUGCGGCCGCGGGACCGCGCCCGGGUGAUGGACGCCGCCAAGCACGCCCACAAGUUCUGCAACGCCGAGGAGGAGGAGUGCGUGUUCCUGCGCAGGCCGGAAGGCAUAGAGCGGCAGUUCAGGAAGAAGUGUGGCAAGUGUGGCCUGCUGCUGUUUUAUCAACACCAACAGAAAAACGCUCCCGUGACGUUCAUUGUUGAUGGUGCUGUGGUCAAAUUUGGCCAAGGUUUUGGAAAAACAAACAUAUAUACUCAGAAACAAGAACCUCCCAAAAAGGUGAUGAUGACCAAACGGACCAAAGACAUGGGCAAGUUCAGUUCUGUCACAGUCUCCACGAUUGAUGAAGAGGAAGAGGAGAUUGAAGCAAGGGAGAUUGCAGACUCCUAUGCACAGAAUGCAAAGGUGAUAGAGAAACAGCUGGAACGCAAAGGCAUGAGCAAAAGAAGGCUGCAGGAGUUGGCUGAGUUGGAAGCCAAGAAAGCCAAGAUGAAAGGAACCUUGAUUGACAACCAGUUCAAAUGAAACUCUGUGCAUCUGCUGAGUAUUGGGAGACAGGAGGCAGCUACCAGGAGCCAUCAUAGAGCUGUCAGCAAAGCAGAAGUAACAGAUAAUGUUCAAGGGCAAGGGGCUGCAGCUAGCUUGGAAGACAAGUGCCUCUGUCAAAAGGGAUCCUCUGGUAGCAAAUGUAGUAACUCCCACCAGCACUGGAGGCUUUGCUGAACCUGCAGUUCUCUACAGACCCGGUGCAACACACAAGCUGUUCCAGCCAGCAGGUCUGCUCUUGGGAGCAUCACCCAGGGAAGAUGAGGUCAGGGGCCUUUUACAUACCUGCCUUUUUAUUUUGGUAGUUGUCAAGUUUAGUAGUUUUCCAUAAAUGUAUUAUAACAAUAAAUCAACUGUACAACAAAGAAGUGGUUACAAAAGUGA
This is a messenger RNA of Colius striatus (speckled mousebird), 1158 nucleotides long. It is a transcript of the gene STEEP1, whose product is annotated as STING1 ER exit protein 1. The record is from RefSeq and is a predicted model, not a curated record. The coding region runs from base 85 to 753 and encodes 222 amino acids. The transcript is spliced from 7 exons. NCBI's taxonomy places the organism in Eukaryota, Metazoa, Chordata, Aves, Coliiformes, Coliidae.